AACCAUCGAGCCGUCCAGCCGUGUUUCCCCUGAGCCCCUUUGCGGUGAACGCAGUGCUAUAAAUUCGCGUCGCCGGAAACGUCACGUCCUCUUCUAGUGAUCUAACAUGGCGGACCAGGGUGAGAAGAAGGAGAACCCCAUGCGGGAGCUUCGCAUCCGUAAACUCUGUCUGAACAUCUGCGUGGGUGAGAGCGGAGACAGACUCACCCGAGCUGCCAAAGUGCUGGAGCAGCUCACAGGACAGACGCCAGUGUUCUCUAAGGCUCGCUACACUGUGAGAUCCUUCGGUAUCCGCAGGAAUGAAAAGAUCGCUGUCCACUGCACCGUCCGUGGAGCCAAAGCAGAGGAGAUCCUGGAGAAGGGACUCAAGGUGCGUGAGUACGAGUUGAGAAAGAACAACUUCUCCGACACCGGGAACUUCGGCUUUGGCAUCCAGGAGCACAUCGAUCUGGGCAUCAAGUACGACCCCAGCAUCGGUAUCUACGGACUGGACUUCUACGUGGUUCUGGGCAGACCCGGCUUCAGCAUCGCAGACAAGAAGCGGAAAACAGGCCGCAUCGGUUUCAGGCACCGCAUCCGCAAAGAGGAGGCCAUGCGCUGGUUCCAGCAGAAAUAUGACGGCAUCAUCCUCCCCGGGAAGUAAAGGACCGCCUUUUCAUCUUGUUUAUAACAAAGUAAUAAAAAGGUAAAAAAAGACAA
This is a messenger RNA of Platichthys flesus (European flounder), 699 nucleotides long. RefSeq names its product ribosomal protein L11 (gene rpl11). Lineage: Eukaryota; Metazoa; Chordata; Actinopteri; Pleuronectiformes; Pleuronectidae. The record is from RefSeq and is a predicted model, not a curated record. Gene Ontology annotation, molecular function: RNA binding; structural constituent of ribosome. Gene Ontology annotation, biological process: translation. Gene Ontology annotation, cellular component: cytosolic large ribosomal subunit; ribosome. The transcript is spliced from 6 exons. Bases 107 to 643 code for a protein of 178 amino acids.